AUGAAGAUUCUAACCAUCUUCACAAUUCUAUAUACCAUCCUAAUCAUAAACCUUUUCUCGUCCACCGGUGUUUCAACUAUCAAAGCUGGUGACCAACUCAACCUCACUACGUCUCAGCUUGUUUCCCCGGGUGGCAACUUCACCGUAGGGUUCUUUAACACCACAAACUACAUAUAUGUAGGAAUUUGGUAUACCAAUGAUGAAACCUUCAAAGUAUGGGUAGCCAACCAAUCCACACCGAUCAUAUCCAGCUCUGGUGUCUUCAUGAUCGAUCCAGACACUGGAAAAUUGAUCAUCGCCACUAGAGGAACAACACUUGUAAACAUAUCUGACAAUCAAUCCAGUCUUGAUUCUAAUAUUACAGCAACUCUCGAAGACACGGGUAAUUUCUGGCUGAAAAACGAAACUGACAACCGGACUCUAUGGCAGAGUUUUGAUUAUCCAACCAAUGUUCUCUUACCAGGUAUGAAACUUGGGUCGGACCUUAGAACGGGAAUGAACUGGAACUUAACUUCUUGCUUGAGCAAUGAUAUUGCUGAUUUUGGUGUUUUUACUUUGAGCUGGGAACCAACUGAUGAAGCAUCUAAGAGAUUAAUGAUUCGAAGACGAGGUCAACCCUACUGGACUAGUGGGAAUCUAAAUAAUCAAAAAAUUCCAUACAUGCCAGCGUUGAAUAAUCCAUUUAGAAAAUACCUGUAUAAUCUCAGUUAUGUAUACAAUGACGAAGAAAUGUGUAACGACCCGUUAUUUCAAAUCAAUGUAAUAGUUUAG
This is a messenger RNA of Lactuca virosa, 771 nucleotides long. Lineage: Eukaryota; Viridiplantae; Streptophyta; Magnoliopsida; Asterales; Asteraceae. The record is from the annotation of a GenBank genome assembly.